This is a messenger RNA of Chondrus crispus (carragheen), 1114 nucleotides long. RefSeq lists its product as hypothetical. NCBI's taxonomy places the organism in Eukaryota, Rhodophyta, Florideophyceae, Gigartinales, Gigartinaceae. The record is from RefSeq and is a predicted model, not a curated record. The transcript is spliced from 2 exons. The coding region runs from base 1 to 957 and encodes 318 amino acids.
AUGAGCAACCGUCUAAUUGAGGUCAAGGGGAGAAUGGAAUGGCAACUGAAAGACAGUUUCACCAAUCCUUCCCAAUUCCAUUCUGCUGUUCCAUACACCAGAGAGAUUGAGAGCUCGGUCACCACGUCUCGAAGCGAAGUCGAAAGCAUUGCUCGUGAAGAGAGCAAGUCAACGUCCACUUCAAUUUCGUUGGAUGUGAGUGCACAGAUUAAAAUCUUCAAUGUGUCAGCAAACACUACGGUCGGCUGGACUUCAUCAGUUGUGAACACCAGCAUGCAUGAGGCCUCUCACACAAAUGCAGAGACAAAGGAAACGUCCCAGAAAAUUGGGCCCAUCAGCAUUGAGCCUGGUGAGUCAGUGUACGUAUUUGAAAAGAAGAUUAAGUUUCCUACCAUCUCCUGGGAGACAGGUGAGCUCAAGGUCUGGCCCUCGGCGGAUAUCCCUACUCUCAACGAGGAAGUCUUAAUGAAAAUCCCGGUGCACGAGGCCCCGAUAAAGUAUCUCAAAGAUAUCAAGGUGCAUACAUAUGGAGCUAUGACCUAUUCAAAGGAUUUUAUGUUAUAUAAAGACGGCUUGUCCGGCGAAUCGAAAAACGUGGAGAGAGAAAAUUGGGGUGACAUCAACCGCGGCUACGGCGGCAAAUAUGUGUUUCUGGAACCUGUUUGGGUGGAUGACAUUUCUCAGGGAGCUGAUAACAUCUCAGUCCAAAUCUCUGGCGGGGUUCCAGGUUGGACGAAGGAACGGGGCCAGCAGGAUAUGGCAAUGGGGGCAGGUGGAGAUUACCGCUUUCUGGAUAUUUGGCACCGUAGGGAUGUGAAAGAAAAGAUUGUGGACGUCGUGCUGUGGGGCGGCCAGCUUGUUCGAAUUCCUGAUGGAUGGACAGGCAUGACGGGGGACUUGAAUAAGGGUCGUGGAGGGCGCUACCUUUACAUCGUUUGGAAAACGGCCUCCGGAUAAGCAGUAGUGUUUCUUUGCACUAGCGGCAUGCGUUGGGCAGUCGACAUACGACAUGGGCAGUAGACCGGUAUCGCAAAUAGUGAGUGCGCAGCAUGAAAUAUAACCUGGAGCAAGCAAAUAAGCAGCAAAUCCUCGUAAAGUGAUACGCUCAAUCGCC